Molecule: messenger RNA, 849 nt
Organism: Wyeomyia smithii (pitcher-plant mosquito)
Lineage: Eukaryota; Metazoa; Arthropoda; Insecta; Diptera; Culicidae
Product: shematrin-like protein 1
Exons: 3
Coding region: 170-703 (177 amino acids)
Source: RefSeq, a predicted model, not a curated record
ACCGGGGUAAAAACAGUUUAUUCUAGUGCUAAGUGCAAGCCCAGUGGCAGCUCGUUACUCAAACUUUAGUGAAGUGCCUAAGCAGUGCGAUUAAAAAGUUUCAGAGUUCUGUCGGAUCUGCUAGCGUCGGCGCUCAAGUGCAGCGAAAGUUAAUUCAAUCCAUCCUACAAUGAAAGUGCUGGCCCUAUUUGCCCUCUCCACCAUCUGCUUGGUCAGUGCGGUACCAGUGGAUCCGUCCAUCCCGUCGGCGGCUGAGAUCGAACCCAGUGCAAACAAGAAGACCGAAAAGCGAGGAAUAGGCUACGGAUAUGGACUGACCGGAUUGGGUUAUGACAGCCCGCUCGGUUACACGGCCAGUGGUUAUCACACGACUGGUUACCAUCCGGUUGGUUACGUUGCCCCGGUUGCCACUACCACUGUGUUCAAGGCCGGCUACACGGGAAUUCCAACGGCCCACGUUGGUACCGGUUAUGGCGGACUUGAUGCAUACGGUAAAUAUGGUUACCAUGGCUUCUAUCCCGGCUACAGUACUGGCUAUGGGGCAUUAGGGUACGGUACUCUUCCGGCUGCCACCAGCUAUGCCAAAGUUGUCCAACCGGCUACCACUUCGUACAGUAAAGUAGUUCAGACUUAUCCACACUACGGUACGGCAGCGCUCGGAUACUCUGGACUAGCCGGUUACCAUGGAGGCUACUUGUACUAGGAUUCGGAUUGCUCGAAAACGCUCCCGCCAUUCUGUAGAUAGUGUUACUUUUUAUUUAUGUAUAACUUGACUAUGAGCAUGUAAACUGUGGAUGCAAAUGUGAUGACAAACUGUAUUUUGAACAAUAAUAAAAUUCAAAUGGGUUU